Messenger RNA from Ictalurus furcatus (blue catfish), 1768 nucleotides. RefSeq names its product family with sequence similarity 49 member A (gene cyria). The transcript is spliced from 12 exons. Lineage: Eukaryota; Metazoa; Chordata; Actinopteri; Siluriformes; Ictaluridae. The record is from RefSeq and is a predicted model, not a curated record. Bases 594 to 1565 code for a protein of 323 amino acids. Gene Ontology annotation, biological process: regulation of actin filament polymerization. Gene Ontology annotation, molecular function: small GTPase binding.
AUACAGUUUUUAUUUAUUUAUUUUAUUGCACUCAUUUUGUGAUAUUUUGUGGAUCAAAAUAUCGCAAUGUUCUUGAUAUUGAUGUAUUUUAGGUCUGUUAUGUGAGUCAGCUGAUUUUGGACGCCUAUCAAUAAAAAACAGUAGCUUUAAAAAGAGUCUGGAACGAUAACUAAUUUGAGAUUGUAUGUAGGAAGUUUUGUAAAGAUCUAACAGACAUGAUGGAAUGAGUCUAGAGAGCAACACGAAAGAGAAAAGGUGAUAUGAAGCUGAUUUACAUCUGAUAUUUUUCUUAAAAACAAAAACACAAUGAAAUGAAAUUGCGCACUAUGCAUGAAGGGGUUAAAGUCAGGAAGUGAGCACCUCCGCGUCGCAGGCUAUGUUACAACCACAGCUCUGGACCUGAGCACAUAAAUCCUUUUCUGAAGAAGUGGAGAAUACUGCUGAAGGAUUUGUGGUUUUUUUCUUUUUUUUUUUAUUGUGGAAAGACAUAUGGAAACGCCCUUUGAAGAGAACUGUUUGUAUUACACAAAUCAAGAACAAGUGGAUGAUCUAAAAGGAAGCACAAAAAUUUCCUCCAGAUAAGGUUUGCUGGAAUGGGUAAUCUUCUAAAAGUCCUUACAAGAGAAAUAGAGAACUAUCCACAUUUUUUCCUGGACUUUGAAAAUGCACAGCCCACAGAGUGUGAGCGUGACGUGUGGAACCAGGUGAAUGCCGUACUCCAGGAAUCUGAGAGCAUCCUGUCAGGCCUGCAGGCGUACAAGGGAGCAGGACAGGAGAUACGAGAUGCUAUACAGAAUCCCAAUGAUUUAUUGCUGCAAGAACGGGCUUGGACCUCCGUGUGUCCCCUCGUCAUCCGACUCAAAAAGUUUUAUGGCUUCUCACUGAAGCUGGAGAAAGCCCUGCAGAGCCUUUUGGAGUCUCUGACCUGUCCGCCUUACACUCCCACUCAGCAUCUCGAGAAGGAGCAGGCCCUCGCCAAGCAGUUCGCUGAGAUCCUGCAUUUCACCCUCCGCUUCGAUGAGCUCAAGAUGCGAAUACCUGCCAUCCAGAAUGACUUCAGUUACUACAGACGAACGAUCAGUCGAAACCGAAUAAAUAACAUGAACCUGGACAUAGAAAACGAAGUCAACAAUGAAAUGGCAAACAGAAUGUCACUCUUUUAUGCUGAGGCCACUCCGAUGCUGAAAACCCUCAGUACAGCGACUACAAACUUUGUGACCGAGAACAAGACGCUGCCCCUGGAGAACACCACAGACUGCCUGAGCACCAUGGCCAGUGUGUGCAAGGUCAUGCUGGAGACUCCAGAGUAUACGAGCCGGUUCAACAGUGAAGACACACUUCUUUUCUGCAUGAGGGUGAUGGUGGGUGUCAUCAUUCUCUACGACCAUGUGCAUCCCAACGGUGCCUUCACCAAGUCCUCAAAAAUAGAUAUGAAGGGAUGCAUAAAAGUCCUGAAAGACCAGCCAGCUGAUAAUGUUGAAGGCCUUCUUAAUGCCCUGAAAUUCACCACAAAGCAUCUGAAUGAUGAGUCCACGCCAAAAAAUAUCAGAACAAUGCUCCAGUAACCUACGUGUUUCUUUUUAAGUGAAGAGGAUCAGUGUACAGACCUCAAAAGAUGUAUAUGUUUACAAUUAUUUAAGAAAUUGAUGUUAAUACUUCUGUGUAUUUACAUAGCCAUUCCCUCAUUUUGCUUUAAAUUAAAUUGCCUAUACUCUGAAAGCACAAAUAAAUGAAACCGUAUAGCCUUAAAAAAAAAAAAAAAAAACAA